This is a messenger RNA of Zophobas morio, 504 nucleotides long. RefSeq lists its product as uncharacterized. The transcript is spliced from 2 exons. NCBI's taxonomy places the organism in Eukaryota, Metazoa, Arthropoda, Insecta, Coleoptera, Tenebrionidae. The coding region runs from base 1 to 504 and encodes 167 amino acids. The record is from RefSeq and is a predicted model, not a curated record.
AUGAACGAAUCUUUGGAGUCAAGAGUUCUUCCACUAGAUUGGAGAACUGCAACAGUUAAACCGAUUUAUAAAUCAGGCGACAAAUUUGAUCCGGCCAACUACCGCCCGAUUAGUUUAACAUCAUUGGUGGUGAAGAUAAUGGAAGCUAUAAUCUACGAGAAAACGCUAGACUUUUUGCAGAAACAUAAGAUAAUCCCUUCACAGCAGCAUGGGUUCGUACCAGGGAAGUCUGUUUCCUCCAACUUGUUGUGUUGUCUAUCGGAUUGGUCACUGGAGGUGAAUCGUGGCAACUCGGUAGAUGUUGCAUAUCUUGACUUCUCCAAAGCUUUUGACCGGGUACCCAAACGGCGGCUUUUAUUCAAGCUUCAACAUUACGGUAUUAGUGGUCUUCUUCACCGGUGGAUUGAAUCUUUCCUCACUGAUCAAUUCUACCACACGGCGCAUUUGCUUUUUAAGAUAACUGUCAGCAUUUACCAAGUACCCGUGAUAAUCUCAAUUUAUUGA